AAUUAAUAAUCUACAAUAUUUAACCUUUAAUGAUAAUAAACAUUUAAUCAAACUCUUUUCUCUUUGUUUCUUCUCCGUCAGUAGGUACUUAAUAAUCUAAUGGCAACGUUGCGAUGUAACUAACAUCGCGGUGAUUCCCCCACCAGUUGAUCAACAACGUUUGACAAAAAGUACGCGACCAGCGAAAGCUCAGUCAUUGUCCGCAAAUCGAAAGCCUCUCUCCUCUCCAAAAAUCCCCUCUUUUACGUAACCUUGAAUUAGUUUAAUAAAUCGCCCGCCUAAUUGCAGCGCUUUCUUUGUUCUUUAUUGUGUGAUACUAAUGCCGCAAAUAUCGAGAACAAAGCUCAGUGAACACUGAAUGUACUCGCGUCGCAUUUGUAUGCUUUACGUUGCGUUACAUUUUUCUAUCAUUUUUAUUCUUGUCAAAGAUGUCUGAACAAAUCGGAAAUAGAGUUUAUAAUUAUUUAAUUGGAUUUGAAAUUCAUAAUAUUAAUAAUAUUAAGUUACCUUCGUGUAGGGAUGUAUUGAAUCUCUUUAUGUACAAACAUCAAUCCUUAAAAUUAAGUAUACGAGCAAGUGCUAGUAGUGUGAUCAGUGAUACGAAUGCUAUUUGGGCUAAUCUUUUGAUUCCAACUUCUCGACCUCAGCACAGUAUUAAAAAAUUGGAAAAAAUUCACAGUGACUACAUGAAACUGAAGAAUCAUCGAAGUCGUGCAAAGACAUCGAAAAGACAACGAACAAAUGUGGAACAGUUUAGCAAACGUCUUGAUAAAUUAUUUGACAUUGCAAAUUGUGCUGCACUAAAAAAUUUACCGAAAAAUUUGCAGCAAUUUUUGACAGAUUGUCGUAAAGGAAAUAGAAAUAUCCAUCUACCAGCAAUUGACGUUAUACCAGAAGAAACUUCUGGAAAUCUGUCUGCGAUGGAAGUAGAAACUCCCAAUAAUGAGGAAAUUGGAAUGAAAUUAUCCCAACAGUCGUCCUUAAAUAGUUUCUGUAGUUCCAUAUCAAAUUCCAGUGAAUUGAAGCGAACUUGUUCAGACUUUGAAGAUACAAUGCCAGCGCCUAAGAAAAAUAAAAUUGAUAUUCUGACUUCGGAAUUAGUAUUAGCACUAGAUAGAACUAAAACUAGUAACAGAAAUGCGAUGUACAUCAUUUCUGCUGUUAUUCAAAGUUUAGGACUUGAGAUUGAUAAAUAUAAUUUAAGUUACUCCAAUUAUUCGCAAUGCGCGUAUUUCAAAAAGAGAAGAAAUUGUCGAUACGAUCAAAGAAGAAGAAAUUUUUGA
Cotesia glomerata is the source of this 1283-nucleotide messenger RNA. RefSeq lists its product as uncharacterized. The record is from RefSeq and is a predicted model, not a curated record. The transcript has 2 exons. Lineage: Eukaryota; Metazoa; Arthropoda; Insecta; Hymenoptera; Braconidae. Bases 429 to 1283 code for a protein of 284 amino acids.